Ruditapes philippinarum (Manila clam) is the source of this 3075-nucleotide messenger RNA. RefSeq lists its product as uncharacterized. The coding region runs from base 73 to 2469 and encodes 798 amino acids. NCBI's taxonomy places the organism in Eukaryota, Metazoa, Mollusca, Bivalvia, Venerida, Veneridae. The transcript is spliced from 2 exons. The record is from RefSeq and is a predicted model, not a curated record.
GAGAAGGCGUUUUUUGUCAUAAAAAUCAAAUUGUAACAGUUGUUUAUUAGGAUUUAAACAUAUUUUUUUGACAUGGAAGAAUCAGAGGCAACGGACACAAGUCCUUUCGUUUCCUGUCGAACCAUAUCGAAUACUAGGUGCAUGAUGACACCACGUGAGGUUGCUGCACUAAAUUCUUGCAAACAUGAGAUUCGAAGUAGUAUACAGCCUGUUGUUGCUGCCUCAGCACUGCACAAGAACGGUGGAUUAUCAGAGUCUUCAUACUCAAUUAUUAAGGAUAUGUUCUCAAAAGAAGUAGAAAGGGAGAAGAUAUCUGAUUUCUUAAUAGACAACAUUCCUAGCUGCAUGAAUUUAGAAAGCUUUGUUCAAUUACUCGAUGAAUGUGGUUACAGAAAGAUAGCAUGUCAUUUAUUUCUGACAUACAUUACUGGAGGCAUCAAUUGCAUUCAUAAAUCUACAUCUGGUCAAAGACCUGUAGUUCAUAAUUUUUUCAGAAACCUGAAACGAAUGGUACAUGAUGCCCAGUUUGAGAACCCCCGAUUAGCACUCAGGCAGAUGGCAAUUAGGUUUAUUGACCAAAUGCAAAAAGAAACAAACCAUAUGAAACGACAGCUGAUGGCUGAUAAAUGCAUUGCGAUCAUUGGUGCAGAAAUUGACGCAAUUGCUAUAACAUUCGACAAACGACUACAUGAACAUGAUGUUUUUACGCAGAUGAAACAUCUGGUUACUGAAACAAGCAAUACAUCUAUAACAGAUGUUGUUUAUUUGGGUCGUUUAGCUAAUGCAAACUCAAUUGCUGGGAAUUUCCAUGAUAGUGAGGACAUAUUAGUUGAAGCACGAUGUAGGGCAUAUAAUACUGGUCCGUGUUUAGAACUGGUUAACAUGUUAUAUAUAGAGGUAUAUGUUAAGCUUUGGGAAUUUGAAAAAUACCCAUCAAAGGAACUGCGAAAACAACUUAUGAUGUGGGGAAGAGUGGGGCUAGAAAGCCUUGAAAAUGAAGAUGUAGAUACAAAAACUCUAUGGAGGCGCAUGUUUAUAUUACGAAUGGUGUUUUGUCUCAUUGGAUUAGGAAAUAGGGCAAACGUCAUAGAAAAUUGUCCUAUUGACGAAGAAUGCCUGACACAAGCAAGGGAUCUUCUUAGCGAUAUUGACCGCACUUGGUACGGCAUUGAAACGCGGAGGAAGAUGUUCUAUUUCGUCGCGAGAGCAAGGUUAAGUGAGCUUACAGAGAAUCCGACAGAAUGUAUUGAAUACAUUAGACAAGCGAGAAAGUUGGCAAAUGAGGGACACUUUGAAGAAUUGAUAUUCAUUGUAGAAUACUAUGAAAGAAUCAUCAAUCGCAUGGGAGCAGCAGGGCGAAAUACAUCACGCCAAACAGGGAAUUGUCUUCUGCUCAGGAGAGAAUCAGACGGCAGUUUAAAUGGCAGUAACGACGAAUGUAUUUUGGCAGCAACAGACGAGAACAGGAACUUUGUUUUACUUCAAACGUUUGCCGAUUCAAAUUAUUCUGCUGAAGACAGACUUCAUAUAUGCAUCGAAACGACCCCCAGUACUUUUCCAGUUAGUGACCAACCAAUUUACUGCCCAGCUGGAUAUGAUGAGAGUCGUAAUUUACUUCUCUUGAAGUCAUUAGAAUUGUCUUUACAUCCAGGUACUUGCCAAAAUGAAAGUAAUACUGAAACAAGAAGAUUAGGUAACAAGACACAAAGAGAACCCAUUGACAAGUCAAUGAACCAAUUCAACUACAUUUUGUUGCAUUCAUCACAAGGCUGUUCAGCUAGUUCAUCUUUCCGUGAUCGUGAAACAUCAUCGUUCUGCCAAAUCAGAAGUUUGGAAUUAAAUCUAUGUCAUACAGCGCCUGAAAUAACCAAGAAUGAACAAUUUGUUUUAGUGGAUUUGCAAAAUCCAUCAAACAAUUACGUUCUCAUAAAUUCAGAUACGUGUGGCUCAAGCCAAAGUAGCUUUGAAAUUAUCACAUGUAAUGAGCAAGACUGUGAAAUGUUACCUUUAUUGUCCCCGAUAAGACUUUGUGCUCCCACUUUUAAUUACAUUGGCGAAAGGAAAGAUGACAUUAGUCCACCGCAAAAAAAUAACACCGACACAAAUCAAAGAUUAGAUCUACUCUUUCCAGAAUCAGAUAUUGACUCUAUUAACAUAGAUUCAACAGCUAAUUCUGAGAUUAUUCCUGCUGGCGCUUUUCAGGGAGUACCUAGAUAUUAUAUGAUACAGGAUGAAACAAUUUCUGCAUCCGACCAUAUACUUGGUGAACGAUCCGAACCAAGUGGUUGCUCUAGCGCAAAUAUACCAAAUGCUGUUCAAACGAGUGGAGUGAACAGACGUCAUGAUGAAGAAAAUUCUAAUGAAACCCAAGAAUCUAAUGGCAAUAAAGGAAAUGUACACGUUGUCGGUCAAAAAGAAAGUAGUGAACAAGAGUGGUCUUUCCAGAGUGACGAAAUGUUUGGAGACUAGCAGAUGCCGAUAUUUAUUGACCACGUUUUUAAACAGCGUGCAUACUCUAUGUAGUAUAUUCAAUAUAGUUCCAACAGACGGUCGAUAAUAGUUACGAUACGAACCUACAAUAUGAUCCACUGAAUUUAUCUCGGUGAUACUAAAUAAAAGUUAACUUGCUAUCAAUCGAUAUUUACAGUAAGAAAUUAUUCUAUUCAUAGAAUCUGAUCUAACGCCACAAUUUUUGUUUGACAGUUUGUAACCGUAGGUGUUUGAACAGAACAGGUGAUUAAUUUGUGUUCGAAACUGAUCAUAAUCAUCUACUACGGAUAUACGAUAUACUAUGCAUUUUUAAAGAACGUCAUUAUGUAUAAAUAGUUUAAGCUAUUUGGUUUUUCCUUUUUUGUAUUAAAAAAGAAACCAAACUUCACCAUUUACUUUAAUUAAUAUUUUGACUAAUAUGUAUUUUAUAUGACUCAUUAUGUUUCUGUAAACAUGUUAUGAUAUUUCAGCCUUCAAGAAGCUAUAAUGUCUUGGCUGUACAAUUCACUUCCGGAAUACCAUUUUAUGUGUAUUAUGAAAUAGAUACUUGAAUAAUAUUUUUACCCUAUUAAAUCGUAAAACUAA